GGACCUUUGACUUCAUGAUGAGAGAAAACAUCACCAUGGCUGUUAAGAUCUGUGUUUCUCCUGGAGCGAGGGGGAUUUAUCAAGGCUGAGAGACUCUGGAUUAUCCUUAAACCUUCUGUGAAAUACAUAGGUGCCUCCCUCUCCCUGCGUUGUGAGCAGUCCCGAGUGCAGCUACCAAGAUGGCAUCCAGCCUCACCUGUGCUGGCAUAAUCUGGGCCUUCCUCUCCUUCCUCUGUGCUGCUGCCUCCUGCGUGGGGUUCUUCAUGCCCUACUGGCUAUUGGGGUCUCAGCUGGAGAAGUCGGUUUCCUUUGGCACUUUCCGGAGGUGUUCAUAUCCCGUGCGGGACGAAAGCCUCCAGACGACCGUGAUGGUGGAGCAGUGUGGCCGCUACGCCUCCUUCCAGGCCAUCCCCAGCACCGAGUGGAGGAUCUGCACAGUGGUGACGGGGCUGGGCUGCGGGCUGCUCCUCCUGGUGGCCCUGACGGCGCUCAUGGGCUGCUGUGUGUCUGAGCUCAUCUCCAGGAACGUGGGCAGGAUGGCAGGAGGCAUCCAGUUCCUGGGGGGUUUGUUGAUUGGCUCUGGUUGUGCUCUCUAUCCUCUUGGCUGGGACAGUGAAGAAGUAAGACAAACCUGUGAUAACCUUUCUAACCAGUUUGAACUGGGGACCUGUGAAAUCGGCUGGGCCUACUACUGCACCGGUGGCGGGGCGGCAGCGGCCAUGCUCAUCUGCACCUGGCUGGCCUGCUUCUCCGGCAAGAAGCAGAAGCAGUACCCGUACUGAGAGCAGCCGUGCCAUCGGGCCUGCCCUGGAGCCACGCGACCACCACGGACAUGAGACUUGCAGCAUCCCAGCUCCUUUCGCUGGAUGCGGGUGGCAGAGGGAAGAAUGAGGGCGGCAGGCACGGGCAGGCCUUUCCUCAUGGCCUCCCAGGGCCGGCUCUGGAAAACAUCAUCUGUGUGGACCAGGGGAGCCUGGCUCGUCGAACCGUGAAGAUCCACCUGCACCCAGUACUCCAUAGGUUGGGAACAAGGCAGUGCUGGAGGGCCAGGGCAGCUCCC
Messenger RNA from Nothoprocta perdicaria, 1060 nucleotides. It is a transcript of the gene LHFPL6, whose product is annotated as LHFPL tetraspan subfamily member 6. Gene Ontology annotation, cellular component: membrane. The record is from RefSeq and is a predicted model, not a curated record. Lineage: Eukaryota; Metazoa; Chordata; Aves; Tinamiformes; Tinamidae. The transcript has 3 exons. Bases 180 to 782 code for a protein of 200 amino acids.